AUGUCACCAAUUGCUCCUGAUAUACCCUAUGCUUCUACAGAUUCAAUUCAACGUGCUGCUCGUUUGAUUGAAGUAGCAAAACAGCCUCUUGUUUUAUUAGGCAGCCAAAGUACGCUACCACCCACAUCAACAACUCAACUCGUUGAAGCACUUGAAGCAAUGGGUAUACCCUGUUUUUUGGGAGGGAUGGCAAGAGGUCUACUAGGAAGAGAUAAUCCAAUUCAAAUGCGUCAUUGUCGAAAAGAAGCAUUGAAGGAAGCCGAUGUUGUUAUACUAGCUGGCACCGUUUGUGAUUUUCGCUUGGGCUAUGGUAAAAUUCUAUCGAGAAGAUCUAAAAUUAUUAUUGUUAAUCGAAAUAAAUCAAAUUUAUAUCAAAAUAGCGAUAUUUUUUGGAAACCGAGCCUACCCGUUCAUGGAGAUCCAGCAAAUUUUAUUUUACAAUUACGAAAAAUAUUGCCAUCAUCAUAUAAAUGUUCAAACACCUGGGUAGAAAGUUUAAGAGAAAAAGAGAAUGUGAAGGAGCAAAGUAACAAAAUUAAAUCUUUAGAAUCAACAGAAAUGCACUUAAAUCCCUUGAGUGUGUUACAAACAUUAGAAGAACAUCUUCCUGACAAUGCUAUUCUUGUAGCAGAUGGAGGUGAUUUUGUGGCCACUGGAGCCUAUGUUUUAAGACCGCGCUCGCCUCGCUCAUGGCUUGAUCCGGGAGCAUUUGGUACUUUGGGAGUUGGAGGUGGCUUUGCUUUAGGCGCAAAGAUUGUUCGCCCUGAAUGUGAAGUAUGGAUUGUGUAUGGAGACGGUUCGUGCGGGUACAGUCUGAUGGAAUAUGACACAUUUUUGAGACAUAAGACUCCCAUAAUCUCAAUUGUUGGUAAUGAUGCUUGUUGGAAUCAAAUAGCUCGUGAUCAAGUGCCAUUAUUGGGCUCAAUCGUUGGUUGUACAUUAGAGUUUACAGACUAUCACAAAGUUGUUGAGAGUUUAGGUGGCGUUGGUUUCAAAAUUGAUCGUACAAAUGUUGAUCAGAUAAAAAGUAUUUAUGAACAAGCAUCAGAUUUGAAUCUUCAUGGACAAAGUGUACUAAUAAAUGUUCUAAUUGGAAAAACAAAUUUUCGUGAUGAUAAUAGUGGUUUCGCUGUAUUAUUAGUAGUUUUUUUAUGUGUAACCACACAUGAUGUUGUCGACAUUGGUACUGAUGUAUCAAAUGAUAUUGUUUUUAUACCACUAGUUGCCGAUGCUGAAAAAGAAUAA
Molecule: messenger RNA, 1245 nt
Organism: Didymodactylos carnosus
Lineage: Eukaryota; Metazoa; Rotifera; Eurotatoria; Philodinida; Philodinidae
Source: the annotation of a GenBank genome assembly